This is a messenger RNA of Ceratosolen solmsi marchali, 1087 nucleotides long. It is a transcript of the gene Xpac, whose product is annotated as DNA repair protein complementing XP-A cells homolog Xpac. Gene Ontology annotation, molecular function: damaged DNA binding. Lineage: Eukaryota; Metazoa; Arthropoda; Insecta; Hymenoptera; Agaonidae. Gene Ontology annotation, cellular component: nucleotide-excision repair factor 1 complex. The record is from RefSeq and is a predicted model, not a curated record. The transcript is spliced from 4 exons. Gene Ontology annotation, biological process: UV-damage excision repair; nucleotide-excision repair, DNA damage recognition; base-excision repair. Bases 144 to 959 code for a protein of 271 amino acids.
UUAAUUGUUUGGAAUCGUCGUAUUCCAUCGUUAUUAGAUAAUUAAUUGACCUUGGAUGAAUUUAAAUUCAUUUAAGAGACCAAAACUAUUAUUUAUGUUGUAAUAGGCGUUAGAAUGAUUAAUUAGCUUUAAGUCGUCAAUGAAUGAAAAUGUCGCAAGAUAAGAAUAUUGUUGAUACAUCUAAUGAAAAAGUAAACGAUGGAAUUCGUAAACGUAUUGAAAAAAACAAAGAAAGGGCUUUGCUUUUAAGAAAAGCGAAAGUAGUUUCACAUCCUCCUAAAAGAACGGAUAACCAGAAUGGAAUCACAGGAAAAGUUAUUAAGGUUCAAGGGCAGAAGGUUAUCGAUAGCGGAGCUGGUUUCCUUAUUGAAGAGAACGAUGAUCUCGAAGCUGCUAUGUGUUCCAUUAAUCCACCAGCGCCAAUAAUUAGCAAAUUACCAGAAUGUCAAGAAUGUAAAAAAGAAUUUAAGGAUUCGUUUCUUCUUCAAAAGUUUGAUUACUUAGCGUGCGAUAAUUGCAGAGAUAACGACGAUAAGCAUUCCUUAAUAACUAGAACAGAAGCUAAACAAGAAUAUCUAUUGAAAGACUGCGAUAUCGAUAAGAGAGAGCCGCCUCUCAAAUAUAUAUUACGUAAAAAUCCACAUAACGUGCACUGGGGCGAGAUGAAACUUUAUCUUCAAAUACAAAUUGAAGAAAGGGCCCUUCAGGUUUGGGGUAGCGAAGAGGCACUUUUGGAAGAGCGCGAGAAACGGGAGAGCAACCGACAAGAGGCUAAAAUUAAAAAGUUUAAUAGAAAAGUAAAAAAAUUACGAAUGGAAGUAAGAAGCUCAUUAUAUGAUAAAACGAAAAAAGCAUCUCAUACUCAUCAAUUUGGCGAAGAUACUUACAACGAGGACGAUGACACUUAUACGCACACCUGUACCACAUGUGGAUUUGAAGAUACUUAUGAAAAAAUGUAAAGCUAUAUUUUUUUUGUAAAUUAAUUAUUUAAUUUCGUAAUUUUAUGUAAUUCUUGGAUAUUCCAGAAACCUCGUAUGCAUGUUAAGAUUUAUAAUAUAAAAUUUUUUACAAGUAAAUUAAAAAAUAA